AUGCUUUUAUGCUUUGGGCUUGCCAAAAUAGAAAGAAUUUUGCCAAAUAUCAUCACGGGAUGUCGUAUUCAGAGGUUAAUAAAACGCCUUGGGGCCAUAUGGAAUCAACUUACAGAAGAAGAGAAAAAGCCUUAUAAUGACGAAGCUAAAAGGUUGAAAGAGCAGCAUAUACGUGAGCAUCCAGAUUACCGCUAUAAACCUCGUAAAAAUUCUAAACAAAGUAAAAGAUCAACCCCAAAAGCUAUUCGUCCUUUUCAUCAUAGUAGAAGUAGAAGAUGUUCAUCCCCAUUUGCCAUCACUUCAUAUUUUCAGUGCCCUUCUUCUGAUGCAGCCGGUUUUCUAAACCUACAUCUUAUGAACUCUUACCAGAGGAUAGCGCUGUAG
Messenger RNA from Stegodyphus dumicola, 384 nucleotides. RefSeq names its product transcription factor sox-2-like. The record is from RefSeq and is a predicted model, not a curated record. NCBI's taxonomy places the organism in Eukaryota, Metazoa, Arthropoda, Arachnida, Araneae, Eresidae.